Pseudoliparis swirei is the source of this 1491-nucleotide messenger RNA. RefSeq names its product distal-less homeobox 2a (gene dlx2a). Gene Ontology annotation, biological process: negative regulation of transcription by RNA polymerase II; cell differentiation; embryo development. Bases 1 to 828 code for a protein of 275 amino acids. Gene Ontology annotation, molecular function: DNA-binding transcription factor activity, RNA polymerase II-specific; RNA polymerase II cis-regulatory region sequence-specific DNA binding. NCBI's taxonomy places the organism in Eukaryota, Metazoa, Chordata, Actinopteri, Perciformes, Liparidae. The record is from RefSeq and is a predicted model, not a curated record. The transcript is spliced from 3 exons.
AUGACCGGGGUUUUUGAGAAUUUAAAUACCGAUAUGCAUUCGAACCAGAUUACCUCAAGCAAUUUCCACAGUUUGCAUAAAUCGCAGGAGUCUCCGACUCUGCCAGUGUCCACGGCGACGGACAGCAGCUAUUACAACAACCAACAGCCGGGCCACAGCUCUCCGUUUGGCCAGCUCGGCGCGUACCAGUACCACGGCAACGCCACGAGCACUGUGCCAUAUAACGCCAAGUCCUACGACCUUGGCUUCAACUCAUCGUACGGUGCAUACAGCUCGUACGGCAACAACUCCUCUCCUACUCCAGCCGAGACAGAAAAAGAAGAGCGUGAGCCAGAAAUCCGGAUGGUUAAUGGAAAACCAAAGAAGGUCAGGAAACCUCGGACCAUUUAUUCCAGCUUCCAACUGGCUGCCCUUCAACGGAGGUUUCAAAAGACGCAGUAUUUGGCUCUCCCGGAGCGGGCCGAGCUGGCAGCAUCGAUGGGCCUUACGCAAACACAGAUCAAAAUCUGGUUCCAAAACCGCCGCUCCAAAUUCAAGAAGUUGUGGAAAAGUGGAGAAAUCGGCCCCGAGCAACAUGUUGCUUCCAGUGAAUCUCCCCCGUGCACGUCUCCACCGAUUACUGCCUGGGACUUUCCACAGACUCAAAGAAUGAACACGAUCAACUCCAGUUUACCUCAGAGCAGCAGCCCUCCCAACACGUCUGCGCCUUCAUCGUUUUUGGCAAACUACUCCUGGUACUCCACCACGAACUCUACAAUGCAUCUGCAGCCUGCACCUCUGAUCCAGCACCACCACAACCCCGCCAUAAGCGCUGGGACGAUAUUUUGAACAACAAACAAACGAAACAAAAACAAAAACAAGGGGUUUAAAUCGGACAAUACUGGUGAUUAAAAAGAAAAAAAUGCCAUUACCUUCAUUUUACAGACCUCGAGCGUGCGCCAUGCGAUCGUUACGCGCAAGCACCUAUAGGAAACGUUUAGGGGGCAGACAAGCUCAUGGACCUUGUCAGUUUUUGCGCUCGCAAACGUUAGUCACAGAUUUCUACAGUUAUUUUUGUAUUUAUUUAUUUUGUUUAUGUCGAGGGAUGAGUGAACCACUAUUACCCAAAGCAAUCACAGACUGGCGCGAGCCUACUUUUACGCGGGCGUCACUUGUUCUGCCAUAUGUGCAGAAACAAAACAUCCAUCGUUACAAACGUAGCACAAGUUAACUGUAUCGUGCCUUUUCAAUAUGACCUCAUUUUGUUGUGCGAUCCAACAGUGUACCUAUAUGUCAAGUUGAUUUUAAUAUAGGCCUAUGGGGGCUUAAGUGAAACCAUGUUUGUAAAUAUUUUACCAGCUUUUUGAUAGCCCAUAUUGCUUUGACUCUUUUUUAUUAGGCUAUUGGUGCAAAUCCAUUAACCACCUUAAGCUACUGAUUGUUCUACCCUCGGAUUUAGGCUACUUGUAGGCUACCACACUUAAUUGUAUUUUUGUCUUAUUUAUUUUAGCA